AUGAACGAUCAUAGAGAGAUCCCUGUUACAGCAACUAGCACUGGCAUGUCCAACUAUGGCAGCAACAACCCUUAUGUUCACAUUUCCCCUCUUCCUACUUCCUCUACAGCCACAAACCGUCCAAACCCAAUGGAUACGGUAUAUGAUGCAUUAAACCGUUGUAGCCGGAAGGUUGAAGAAGCAACUAGACGAGCUGAGAUUAUGGCUGACAAUUUCUGGAAUCACAUAAGAAUUAGUUCAAAUCUAGCUGAUGCAACAAUAGCUAGAAUUGUUCAAGGAACAAAGGUGCUUACUCUAGGAGGGCCUGAUAUGUUAUUUCAACAAACAUUUGGGAUUUUCCAAGAAGAGAAACUCUUAAAGCCAUUUGCUUGCUACAUAUCAACAUCCACUGGACCUGUAAUUGGAACGCUUUAUGUAUCAACUAAAAGAUUAGCCUUUUGCAGCGACUAUCCACUGUGUCAUUAUCCAUUCUCCCAGCAAAAUCAUACCGUGAACUAUAAGGUCGUAGUGCAGCUGGAUCAAUUGAGCACGGUUUGUCCUUCAACAAAUAGAUUGAAUCCUGCAGAAAAAUACAUCCAGCUUGUCACGGUGGAUGGUUAUGAAUUCUUUUUUAUGGGGUUUGUUGCAUAUGAAAAGGCUCUCAAGACUAUAAAAGAGGCUUUACAGCAAUAUCGCAACCAUUACAGAGGAGGCUUGAGUGUUCAGCAAGCUUGA
Messenger RNA from Gastrolobium bilobum, 714 nucleotides. Its product is annotated as GEM-like protein 1. The record is from RefSeq and is a predicted model, not a curated record. The transcript is spliced from 4 exons. Lineage: Eukaryota; Viridiplantae; Streptophyta; Magnoliopsida; Fabales; Fabaceae. Bases 1 to 714 code for a protein of 237 amino acids.